UAUAGAGGCUUCUAAUGACACAACUCUACAGAGAGCCCCUCCGCCGUGUUCCUGAACCCCGUCGGCCUGCGGGACGGACCGACAAGUGGUGCCCAGUGUGGGGCACGAGUACGAGGGAUCCUCUGAGGGACCGAUCAACCAGUAAGGUAAGGAUUAGGUAAGUGAUCGGCAUCAUGGGCAAUACCAUGUCCAAGGGCCAACUUGUUAGAGCCCUACAACUUCUGCUUAAACAUUAUGGAACUCCCAUUAAGGUUCAGACCCUUCAUAAUCUAGUCUCAGUCCUCGCAAAUACCAGCAAAUGGUUCCUUCAGCAGGACACGGUUUCUGUACAAAACUGGGAAAAGGUCAAAGCGGACCUCCUUCUUCACAGGGACCUUUACGGACCCCAAACUAUUCCCCCCCGUAUUUUUUCUCUGUGGCAGUUAGUCCAUGAUGCCCUUAGUGACGGGGGAGCAGCUGCUUGUGAACUAGUGGCUGAGGCAUUGCGCUCCGCGGCUCAGUCCGAAAGCGAAAAGCCUGCCACAUACUCAGCCACAGCAAGCUCAGCCACGGAAACCCCCCCUUCUCAAUCCUCAAAACUGGGGGGAGAUUCCUCUUCAGACGAGGGGGAUGUGGAGGACAAUACAGACCAUCCACCUCCCUAUGAUAGACCACCCCCAUCAACCAAAAAUCGGCGGUAUCCCUCCCCCCACACUCUCCCCUCUGCCCCUCCACUCAACUCCCAUGGCUCUGACCCAGACCUUCCUGGGCUUAUACAGUCCCUAACUUCUGUUCUUUCGAGAUUUGUACCCUCCAACUCUGAAAAUUCUCGGGAAUCCCUUCUGGCCGGCCUGGUCUCGGUUGUUCAAAAUGCUCAGGGACAGGCGUUCCGGCAACAUUCGGCACUGCCUUUCCGAGACCUCAAGCUCUUAAAAGAAUCUAUCAAAGACUAUGGACUUCAGAGCCCUUUUGUUCACCAAAUGUUAGACACCUUUGAAACCUUUAUUAUGACACCCAAUGACUGGAAGGACACUUUCCGCGCGGUUUUGAGCCCGGGGGAUUAUCUUUUGUGGAAGGGUCAGUUUACGGAACUCUGUGACCAGUAUGCUCAAACCAAUCUUCAAAGAGGUUUUCCCCAACAAACUAAAGAAAUGUUAACCGGGGAGGGUCCCCAUUAUAGUACUAACCAGCAACAAUGUUUGUAUAAUCCUGCUGUUUUUGCGCAAGUGGCCUUGGCAGCAAAAUCGGCUUGGAAGGCACUGGGAUCCAGGGGACAGCCUCACCAAUCCCUUACAAAAAUCCUCCAGGGCCCCUCAGAGCCAUUUGCUGACUUUGUAGCUCGCCUUCUAACAGCCGCCUCUCGAAUUAUGGGUGAGGGCGAGCCUACCUCUAUACUAGUCAAACAAUUGGCGUUUGAAAAUGCUAACAAAUGGUGCCAGGAGGCCAUUCGCCCAUGGAAGGAUAAACAGGAUAUUUCUGGGUACAUACGCUUGUGUAAGGAUAUUGACGGGGCUACCGUUACAGGCACCAUCAUGGCGGCGGCUCUGCAGCCGUCAGCCCAGCACGCCACACGCAGUGGUACCUGUUUUGGGUGUGGUCAAACAGGCCAUUUCCGCAAUGAAUGCCCCUCCUGCCCUAAUAGUUCCACUUCCAGGCCACAGCGGGGUGCCCUUACACGUCCACGAUCUCCCGGUCCCUGUCCUCGUUGCAAAAAGGGCCUCCAUUGGGCUAAUGAAUGCCGUUCAAAAUUUGAUGUAACUGGCUCACCCAUAACUCCUUUUCGUCAGUCAAACUCGAGGGGGACUCCAAGGCCCCAGGCCCCCCUCUCUCAGGGGCCGUACAAUCAAGUUCCACCUCCAGUUUCUUAUCACCUUCCUCAGAAUUACAUGGCGAGCCAAACCCACCUUCCUACACUGCCAUCUUACCAGGGUGCUAACCCACGAGGUCUUAUUCCUAAUCACAUUUGGCAAAUGGAUGUCACUCACAUUCCUCAUUUUGGACGCCAAUCCUUUGUCCAUGUCUCCAUUGAUACUCACUCACACCUCCUCUUUGCAUCCCCUCAUUCGGGGGAGGCGACCAAGGAUGUUAUCUCACAUUUGUGGCAGGCCCUUGCGUACAUGGGACGGCCUCGUGUUAUCAAGACAGACAACGGCCUGGCUUAUGCUAGCCGAUCCUUUGCCUCCUUUUGCUCUGACCAUAAUAUCACUCACAUUACAGGUAUUCCUUAUAAUCCUCAGGGACAAGCUCUCGUAGAACAUGCCCAUCAACACUUAAAAAAUCAAAUACAAAAACAAUCUAAUUCCACCCCACCAGACCCUCACAUUCGCCUGUCCAGGGCUUUGUUUACUAUUAAUUUUGCCUCCUUGGACACCCAAACUAAAUUAACAAGAGCGGAGGUCCAUUGGCAAACACAGGCCAACCAUUCUAUCCGCUCAGUUGUUUGGAAAGAGCCCCACUCCCUUCAAUGGCAACCACCAGCUCCGGUCCUCGCCGAGGCGCCCGGAUCCCUUUGUAUCUUUCCUCCAGGUCAACCUCAGCCUCGUUGGAUCCCUCUUCGGCUGACUUGCUUACUUCAUAGUCUUCCCUCUGAUCCGCCCAACGAAGAGGCCCUCUCCAAACCUUCUGAAAAUGAUCCUGCACCUGCUACUACUCUUCCACCUCCAACUGCAAGCACCCCCCCUCCUUUGCAACAUGAUUCAUUGGACAAUAGUAAAUAAUCCCC
Molecule: messenger RNA, 2701 nt
Organism: Talpa occidentalis (Iberian mole)
Lineage: Eukaryota; Metazoa; Chordata; Mammalia; Eulipotyphla; Talpidae
Product: endogenous retrovirus group K member 8 Gag polyprotein-like
Exons: 2
Coding region: 174-2696 (840 amino acids)
Biological process (GO): DNA integration; viral process
Molecular function (GO): zinc ion binding; structural molecule activity; nucleic acid binding
Source: RefSeq, a predicted model, not a curated record